Molecule: messenger RNA, 1469 nt
Organism: Drosophila willistoni
Lineage: Eukaryota; Metazoa; Arthropoda; Insecta; Diptera; Drosophilidae
Product: thiamine transporter 1
Exons: 5
Coding region: 43-1461 (472 amino acids)
Biological process (GO): vitamin transport; transmembrane transport
Cellular component (GO): plasma membrane
Molecular function (GO): vitamin transmembrane transporter activity
Source: RefSeq, a predicted model, not a curated record
UAGGUUUCUGGAACGGAACGGAACGGCACAUUAGCAUCCAGAAUGGCAGCGUCUUGGUUGAAAAUAUCUUGUUUAUUAUGUGUAUUUGGUUUCUUACGUGAAUUGCGACCAUCGGAGUCCUAUCAUGCGGAAAUUAUUAUGGGUGAAUGGUACAAUGUCACCCCGGAUCAGGUCAUUCGUCAGGUCUAUCCCAUUGGUACCUACUCCUAUUUGGCACUUUUGUUUAUUGUGUUCCUUAUCACUGACUUUUUAAGGUACAAACCUUUGAUUAUAGCCAAUGCAUUAGCUGGCAUUAUUUGCUGGGGUCUGUUGAUUUGGAUCAAAUCGCUAUUGGGCAUGCAAAUUGCUGAAGUAUUCUACGGAUUCUAUCAGGCUGCUGAGGUCGCCUAUUAUACGUACAUCUAUGCCAAGGUCGAUAAGCAAUAUUAUCCUCGAGUCACUUCCCACACGCGUGCUGCUAUGUUUGUGGGGAAACUUGUGGCUUCAUCAUUGGCCCAGUUAAUGAUCGGCAUGGAAUGGAUGAACUUCAAGGAGCUAUUGUACAUAACAGUCAGCUGCCAAGUGCUAGCCUUAUUCUGGGCAUUUGGACUGCCCAAAGUGGAGAGUAGUUUGUAUUUCCAUCAGAAACCCAAACUUCGAGUGGAGAGUGAUAAUCAGCCGAUAGAAACUAAUGCAGUUGAAGUGGAGGCUACAAAAGGCACUACUGCCAGUCAGCCGAUAGAAACUAAUGCAGCUGAAGUGGAGGCUACAAAAGGCACUACUGCCCAGGGACAAGAAACUCCACAAUCUUCUGGAAACAAUGUACAUACCCUGUGGUCACACUUCCAUAAUGCCUAUACUAAUCCUAUUGCCCUGCAAUGGAGCUUAUGGUACGCUGUGGGUCUGGCCGGUUAUCUACAGAUUACAAACUAUAUGCAAGUUUUGUGGAAAUCCUUUGAUGAUGAGCCGGAAAUUGUGUGGAACGGAGCUGUGGAUGCGGCGUUUACCGCCUUGGCCGCUCUUUCCUCGCUUUUGGCUGGUUAUUUGCAUGUGGGCCGCUUAAAAUCUCGAACCAGCCUACUUUCUUUGGCCUUUUUAUCUGUUCUGGAAGGAGGUUGCGUCCUACUUAGCACUUGGACAUCCACAGUUUAUAUGUCAUAUUUGGGUUAUGUGCUUUUUGGUGGACUAUAUGGUUUCAGUAUAACUGUAGCUAGUGCUGAGCUGGCUAGCUGCCUUUUGGAGGAUAGUUUUGCCUUGAUCUUUGGCAUUAACACCUUUCUGGCUUUGAUCAUCCAAUCGCUUCUCACUUUGGUGGUAGUUUCUGAGACAGGCAAUCUCAAUCUCACUACACCAGAGCAAUUUACUGUCUAUGCAUAUUAUCUUAUUGGAAUUGGUGUGUUAUACUUUACGGGAUUUAUGAUUCAAAUUGUUUGGAAGCUCGCCAGAAAAAGCUCUAACAGUAAUAAAAUUAAUUUGAAUUGAAAAUGUAA